AAGGGUUAAGUUUUAAAGACUGAAUAUCAAAGCCAAAAAACACUUCAUAAGUUCCUCACCUCCUCACAGCGACCUCUCAUUUCUUUUUAGGAUUUCGAACCAUCCACGUCUCAAGCGUCGUUGUCCACUUGAAUUUUUGAAGAGAAUUUCUGCUUUUUGUUGAGCCGUGCUGACAAAAAGUGAAAAAUGACCUAUUCGGCUUUGAAGAUUUUUCUGCUUUGUGGCCUGGUUGGAGGCAUCUUCUGUCAGGGAUUUUCGAGCAGCAUUCCGUCGUCCGUGCAGAUCCUGACCGGCUCGUGCGUUUUUGUUCCGUGCACAUUCACCUUAGACCCGUAUUAUGACUACUACCUGGACGACACCUGUGCAGUCGUUUGGAAGUCCUUAGACACAUAUACGGAAGUGUUCCACUCCAAGCGGACGAAGGAGGAGAGUGCCAAGUUAAACUUACUGCAGGGAAAUGUUGUUGGGAAUGUGCUGGAAAAAAACUGUAGCACCAUCCUGGAACCCAAGUCGUCAGAGUACGCCGGCUCGUAUUACUUCAGUCUGCAGUGCUACAGAAUUCAUCUCGAUUUUUUGAAGACAUUUGUUAGAUGGGACUUUCCAGACUCAGUGCCAAAACCCACUAUCAAACCUACAACGCUGGAGGUUAUGGAGGGUACCACGAUGGCCUUAAAGUGUCAAGCGCCAGUUUUUUGCCCGACGUCACCCCCGCUGUUGACCUGGGCGCCAGAGUUAGGCACUGUCAAGGAGGAAGUGGACGCAAAUGUCACAGCGGUCAUGACUUUUGACACCACUUAUUUGCACGACAAUGUUGAUGUGACUUGCAGCGCCGUCUACAGGAGGCAAGAGGGAUAUGCUGAGCUUUCCACGGAACAGGCGUUGAUGCUUCGAGUUAAAUAUGCUCCUAAGGACACGUCAGUUUCGGCAUCGCCACCUGGCUCUUGGCCCGACGGCAGCACAGUCACUUUAAAGUGCAACGGUGUGGCCAACCCGCCAAUCACUGACGUCAACUGGUACCGCGUGAACAAUCGCGGUGCGACACUGGUGGGUUCGGGCAAAGAGAUCACCUUUAUUGCCACCAAGCUCUCAGAGGACAGCUAUUAUUGUGAAAACCACAACAUCCACGGAGCGCAGUCUGCCGAGCCCCUCACCGUCGAUGUCACAUUCGCCCCCGAGUUCCUGAGUACUUCCGACUGCCAAGCCAUGUCGAACGGCAUUCAGUGUUCCUGUAUCAGCCAGGCCAACCCGCCGCCUUCGCUGCAGUGGAAACUGUUGGGAGUGUUGGUCGAGAACUCCAACCAGCAAACCGUCACAGAGCAGUCCCUCGACAAGUUCACUCGCAAAACCGUCAUCAUCUUUAAGAGCCUGGACAGUGGAACUUCUCUGGUUUGCGUCAGCCACAACCAGUUUGGACCUGACCUGCUAGCUUUCAACGUGCCUCACUCAGAUGUGACGACUGUGGUGUGUUCUGUUGUUGGAGUGCUGGUUCUGCUGAUAUUGAUUCUCCUGCUUUUGUACAUUUGGAAGAAACCCGAAUUCAACUUCCCAGCGAGGUGGAGACAGGCAAAUAGGAAACCCAAAUUCAACUUCCCUGCGAGGUGGAGACAGGCAAAUACGAACACAGGCGAUAUAGCCACCACCAAGAGCAACGUUUCCCAUGUGGAUAACAUCAGCAUGACCAAACUGCGGUCCCUACACUCUGACCAAGUCCAACUGCAUCCUAUGGGUAGCGAUUUAAAACCCGAACCCAAACCAGAUCCAGAGGAGGAAAAGGUGGCAGACUCCAACGUUGCAGCCCGAAAUUCUCGGUGUUAACUUUAGCUUCAGAAAAUCAUUCACUAGAAAAUGUCUAACUACAUUUUACAUGAUACUGUACGAGUUGUGAGUAUUAAUAUAUUAGAUCAGGGGUCCCCAACCUAUUCCACUAAGGCACACUGUGGGUGCAGGAUUUCAUUCUUACCAAACAAGAUGACAACACUUUUUCCCCAAUCUGGUGUUUUACAAGUGCAAUCAGUUGAUUGCAGUCAGGUGUGGCUUGUUUUAGCAGAAGCCUCAUUGGUUCAACUGUCUCUGCUGGAUCGGCUGGAACAAAAACCAGGACCCACAGUGUGCCUUGAGGACUGGGUUGAAAACCCCUGUAUUAGAUAAUUCUUGAGAAAUUAUGUGAUUGGUAAACAUGCUGUUGAUUUUGGGGCAUUGCCAGUUCACUUUCCUGUUGGUUUUGGGGAAUUUUCCAAGUAACUUUCUAUUUCUUUUUUGAGCAUUUGCAGAUCCCGUUCACUCUGGGUCACUUCCACUGGUGACGCCUGUAGAUUAGGGCAUUUCUGGGUCACCUGAGGCAAUUCUACAUGAGGCUUUUACAGUUCACUUCCUAGAUCUAUUGAUUCUUGGGCAUUUUUAGGUCGCUUCAUGUUGAUCACUGGCGACUUCCUUAUGAUUUCCCGUUUUACAGGGUCACUUGGUGUUAUUUCAGGUUACAGCCUAUUAUUUUUUCUUGUCAUAUUCUUUUGAUUUUGGUGCAUUAAGUGGUCAUUUCCUGUUGAUUUGAGGGGGGAUCAGAAUUUGAAUUAAGAUACCUUUGGCAGAGCGUUAGUAUGAAAACAGGAGCCCCACUUUGAUGGAACCAAAAUCAACAUUUUCCACUUGUUUUUUGCCUUUUGAAAUAUUAAAACUGUGAAAUUACAUUGCUAUAAUUUUUGGGCCUAGGUGUGCAACAUUUGUGCAUACCUGGUAUUUUACCUUUAGGAGCAGUUUUUUCAAUACAAAUAAAAGUGUUUAUCUCUCAA
Molecule: messenger RNA, 2786 nt
Organism: Corythoichthys intestinalis (scribbled pipefish)
Lineage: Eukaryota; Metazoa; Chordata; Actinopteri; Syngnathiformes; Syngnathidae
Product: myelin-associated glycoprotein-like
Exons: 10
Coding region: 187-1815 (542 amino acids)
Source: RefSeq, a predicted model, not a curated record